Messenger RNA from Melitaea cinxia (Glanville fritillary), 3296 nucleotides. It is a transcript of the gene Ide, whose product is annotated as insulin-degrading enzyme. Gene Ontology annotation, biological process: peptide catabolic process. The record is from RefSeq and is a predicted model, not a curated record. NCBI's taxonomy places the organism in Eukaryota, Metazoa, Arthropoda, Insecta, Lepidoptera, Nymphalidae. Gene Ontology annotation, molecular function: metal ion binding; metalloendopeptidase activity. Gene Ontology annotation, cellular component: cytosol; mitochondrion. Bases 23 to 3022 code for a protein of 999 amino acids. The transcript is spliced from 25 exons.
ACAGCGACGCCUCCACUCCGGUAUGACGGUGCCGCAGUGCGCGCCUCGUUCGCUAAACCGAGGACAAAGCCCCACCGAGCCCCGGCCGGGUAUAGGCAGUGACAGCCCCACUGGUGUUAUCAAGAAAUAUGAUGAUAUUAUCAAAAGUCCUGAAGAUAAACGGGAAUAUAGAGGUCUGCAUCUAGCAAAUCGUCUUAAAGUUUUACUGAUCAGUGAUUCUACGACUGACAAGUCAGCUGCUGCACUGGACGUCAACAUAGGUUACCUCAGUGAUCCAGAUGAGUUGCCGGGAUUGGCACACUUUUGUGAACACAUGCUGUUCCUUGGCACGGCGAAAUAUCCUGAAGAGAACGAGUACAAUAAGUUCCUUUCGGCUCACGGAGGGUCCUCGAACGCGUCCACAUCGUCAGACCACACCACAUACUAUUUCGAUGUGCUGCCUCAGCAUCUAUCGGGGGCCUUGGAUAUCUUCGCUCAGUUCUUCAUAUCCCCGCUGUUUACGGAAUCAGCGACCGGCAGAGAACUGAGUGCGGUCAACUCUGAACACGAGAAGAAUCUGUCAUCUGAUACUUGGAGACUGGACCAGCUGAACAAGAGCACGGCUGACCCGAAACACCCCUUCCACAAGUUUGGCACAGGAAACAAAGACACAUUAGAAAUAAUACCGAAAGAAAAAGGGAUCGAUGUGCGCAAGGAGCUGUUAAAGUUUCACCAGAAAUGGUACUCUGCAAAUAUAAUGACGCUCAUUGUCAUGGGGAAAGAAUCCCUCGACGAGUUAGAAGAAAUUGUAGUCAAGUUGUUCUCACCGGUAGAAGACAAAUCAGUAACAGCUCCCACGUGGCCCGAUCACCCGUUUCCCCCUGAUUUAAGAAGAAAACGCGCCUACUGCUACCCUAUCAAAGAUCUUCGGACCCUGUCUAUAGAUUUCCCCAUACCAGAUACGAGGAAGCAUUACAAGAGCGGUCCUGGACAUUACCUAUCUCACCUCCUGGGACACGAGGGUCCAGGGAGCUUGCUGUCAGCUCUCAAGGCAAGGGGCUGGUGUAAUAGUCUGGUAGGAGGUACGCGUAUAGGUGCGAGGGGUUUCGCCUUCUUCGGUGUUCAGGUUGACCUCACGGAGGCUGGAGUUGACCACAUCGAUGAAAUUGUUGAACUCGUCUUUCAGUACGUGGCGAUGUUGAAGGCCCAGGGUCCUCAGCGCUGGGUGUGGGAGGAGCAGCGCGACCUGAUGGCUCUGGAGUUCCGUUUCCGGGACGUUCAAGACGCACGCGCCGCUGUAGUUGCGCAUGCGCAUCUCUUACAGGACUUCCCGAUGCAGGACAUUUUGAGCGCAUAUUACCUGAUGACGGAGUGGAGGCCAGACCUCAUAGAAAACCUGCUUGGACUUCUCACCCCCGACAACGUAAGGGUGGGGGUUGUGGCGAAAUGUUUCGAGAACAAAUGCACACAGACGGAACCCUGGUACGGCACGAAGUAUCUUCAAGAGGAUAUCGAUAACGAAACACUUGAGAAAUGGAAAUCGGUGAAAUUGAACCCGGAGAUCCACUUGCCGCUGCCCAAUGAGUUCAUACCAGCGAGGUUGGAGCUGGAAAAGGCGACCGAUCCUACCGCCGAGGCGAUAGCACCCGCCAUUAUCAAGGAUACGCCGUUAAUGAGACUCUGGUACAAGCAAGACAACGAGUUCUUACUGCCUAAGGCAUUCAUUACCCUGGAAUUAGUGAGCCCGCUGGCGUACGCGGAGCCCGCGGCGUGCGGCCUGGCGUCGGUGUGGGCGCUGCUGCUGCGGGACGCGCUGCAGCAGUUCGCGUACGCGGCCGAGCUGGCGGGCCUGCGCUGGAGCCUGGGGAACGCCAAGCACGGCCUCAGCAUAACAAUAGACGGCUACGAUGACAAACAGCACGUGCUCCUCGAGAAGAUCAUAGAUCACAUAGUGAACUUCAAGACCGACCCCAAGAGGUUCGAAAUCAUGAAGGAGACUUACAUCCGAGCGAUAAAGAACUUCGAAGCCGAACAACCGUAUCAGCAUGCGGUGUAUCAACAAGCUGUGUGCUUGUCUGACGUUGUCUGGACAAGGAGUCAGCUGUUAAAUUCGGCUGAGACACUAACCCCGGAACAGUUGGACGAGUUCAGCCACAAACUCGUGCGCAAGUUGCACGUCGAGGCUCUAAUGUUCGGUAACCUGACGCGCGAGAGGGCGAUGGCGAUAGCCGACAUCGUCGAGAGCAAGCUACCAAAGGACGCAACGCCGUUGUUGGCGCAGCAGCUCUUGCUGUACAGAGAAGUCGAAAUCGAAAAAGGCGCGUGGUACGUGCGCUCCAUUGACAACGGCGUGCACAAGUCGUCGUGCGCGUCGCUGUACUACGCGUGCGGCGUGCGCCAGGCGCGGGCCAACGUCACGCUGGAGCUGCUCGCGCACGCGCUCAGCGAGCCCUGCUUCCACGUGCUGCGCACGCAGGAACAAUUAGGUUACAUAGUGUUCAGCGGCGUGCGGCGGUCGAACGGAGUCCAGGGUCUGAGGAUCAUCGUGCAGAGCGACCGACACCCGGAGUACCUGGAGGAGAGGAUAGAGAAGUUCAUCGAUGGGAUUGAGGAAUAUCUAGAAAAUAUGUCGGAAGAAGAGUUCCUCAAACACCGUGCUGCCCUUGCUGCCCAGCGGCUCGAGAGACCCAAACGUCUCGCCAUAAAAGCGUCGCAGCUCUGGAGCGAAAUCACUGCUCAGGUGUACAACUUCGACAGGCCUCGCGUGGAAGUCGACGAACUGAAUACGGUCACAAAGGCCGAGCUCAUUGACUUCUUUAAGAAACACGUGGGUCCCGAGUCCCCAGACAGACGGAAGCUUUCUGUAUACGUAGUUUCGACGGCCGAGGGCGGCGCCGGCGUCGAUUACAAGUCCGAGGAUGAUAAGAAACGUCAGCCCGUAAAGAUACAGGAUUUAGUCGAAUUCAAGUCAAGACGACGACUUAUGCCCCACCCUGCCCCAGCCGCCAGCGUGCCACGAAAGGGGGCACAUUGCAAGCUAUAGAAGACAAACAUACAAUUUAGCAUUAAAAUGCCUAAAUCCUAAUUGGAUGGGUUUGGUUAGACCAACCGUAGGUUCAAAGGGAUCGUUAGCAUAGGUCUGACUCUAGCUUAAUAAUUUUAGGCUGUAUUAUAUGAUGCUGUGAAUCGGGCGUCAGUUAAUAUGGAAAAAAAAGUGUGUUAUUGACUUGUAUAUGUUGACACGUUUUGACAAUUUGAAAUCAAAAUGUCUUGAAAUGUAAUUUUUUUUUAAAUUUUGCCUUUAAAGUUUGCACUUA